Messenger RNA from Strigops habroptila (Kakapo), 4393 nucleotides. RefSeq names its product dual specificity phosphatase 3 (gene DUSP3). Gene Ontology annotation, molecular function: MAP kinase phosphatase activity; protein tyrosine/serine/threonine phosphatase activity. The transcript is spliced from 3 exons. Gene Ontology annotation, cellular component: cytoplasm. NCBI's taxonomy places the organism in Eukaryota, Metazoa, Chordata, Aves, Psittaciformes, Psittacidae. Gene Ontology annotation, biological process: protein dephosphorylation; negative regulation of MAPK cascade. Bases 76 to 630 code for a protein of 184 amino acids. The record is from RefSeq and is a predicted model, not a curated record.
GCGGAGCGGGGCGGGCACGAGUGGCUGCGCCGGGGGAGCUCCGGCUGGCCGGCGGGGAUCGGCUCGGGCCCGGCCAUGUCCGAUUACCGGAUCUCGGUGGAGGAGCUGAACGACCUUCUGGCUAAUGGGAGCGGCUGCUACAGCCUCCCCAGCGCGCACAGCAACGAGGUGGUGCCGCGCAUCCACGUGGGGAACGCGUUCAUAGCCAAGAACAUUAUGAAGCUGCAGCGUCUGGGGAUAACCCAUAUUCUGAAUGCAGCAGAGGGGAAGUCGUUCAUGCAUGUGAACACCAAUGCAGAGUUCUAUGAAGGCACAGGCAUCAGAUACCAUGGGAUUAAAGCUAAUGAUACGCAAGAGUUUAACCUCAGUCGCUAUUUUGAGGAGGCAGCUGAUUUUAUUGAGAAAGCACUUUCCCAGAAGGAUGGACAAGUGUUUGUGCAUUGCCGUGAGGGCUACAGCCGUUCUCCUACGCUGGUCAUUGCCUACCUCAUGCUUCGCCAGAACAUGGAUGUCAAGACUGCACUGAUCACGGUCCGGCAGAAGCGAGAGAUUGGCCCCAAUGAUGGCUUUCUAAGGCAGCUCUGCCAGCUCAAUGAGCGCUUAGUGAAGGAGGGCAAACUGAAACCCUAGAACAAAGCACUCUAGUAUUUUUUGAAGUUUCUCAGAGGAUGUCUUAGAUGCUUUAGAUUCUCAACCCCGAAGCACCAAGCUCAGUCAUUUACUGUGAGGGAGACAGAAUUCCUGCUCUUGUCUAGUGAAAGUAUCUUUUUAAAACUCUGGGUCUGUCUUUCAAGAUGGCGCAAAAUUGUGUCACUAUUCUGAGCUAUUGCAAUGAAGAGGUGUUUUUAGAGGGGUAACUCCAGUGAUAGCAGCUGUCUUCGCACGUAUGCCAGAGCCCCCUGUGCAGACUCUGUAGCAUGUGUGGUUUGCAUUGACAUUGGGUGUGAUUCAUUUAAGCCUUGUCUUAUAUCCCACCAGAGCACCAUUUUCUGAGAGCCCCAACAGAUCACUCUGAAUUGAAGUACUGUAUUUUCUAAAGCUUCUUUUCAUGCACACAGUGCCUAAGGUUUGAGUGUAGGAGCUUCAAGGAGUGCAGAAGCAUAUAUACAAAUACACGGAAGCACUCACUUGUAAAAUGAAGUGUAUGCAGUGUUGUGUUUAGUGUGGAUUUAUGCAAUACACAGUGUGUGGUAGUAAAGCCAUUCAGAGCCCAAUCUUGAUGCACACUGUAUUUCCAAGAGUAUUUGUACCUCUUGCUCUGGUGAGUGACAUGAAAUAGUCUGAUAUUAAAUGCUCUUUUAUUUUUGUUUUGAACUUGUACUAGAAAACAAAGUCAAGAGCAAAUGUUGAGGAAGAAACUUGAGCAAGGAAGAAAAAAUGGUUUAUAUUUAGGAGUGCUUGUACUGGAUGUAUGAUAAAGUCCUAAGUAUCAGAGUAUAAUGGCUCCUGAGGCUUGUGUGGAAUUACAAUGUCUCUCUCCCUUCUUUCCUUUCACUGUUUAUGAACAUAGGAUGGAAUGACCACAUAUGCAGAUUACUUCCAGUAGGGCAGCACAGCUCUGCCUACAAAGCAGUGUGCAGAAGUACACUCAGGAGUUCUUGGAUUGCUUGCAUGGUGUGAUUAAAUAGAAAUGAGCAUUGUUCCAUACCACAUUGAAUAGGAAACAUUUCCUUUCUGUUAAAAUAAAUGAUGUCUUCAUUCUGUUUGACAUGAAGUUGAAACGAGUCAUUGCAAUGUUAGGAGAGGGAGCCUUGUUUACAGUAUGUCUGAUGGUGUGUAGAUGUGUACCUGGGAGUUAUAGCACAAUAUUAAUGCAAAGGAUCUCUGCAAACUCAGAAUUGUUGGUUAAACUAACAGAACUUGAGAUAUGUGUUCCCUUUUUAUCUGUACUUUAAUGUGGUUCUAGAUUAGAAAUCUUAACAGUAUCUUAAACAAACACUGUUGUAUUAGUAACAUAUGUAAGCCAGGAUCUAGUUUUGUAUGUUCAGUUCACUAAUCAAAAAUCACAAAGGACCUACAUUGUUUUGCUUCUGGUUGUUGGGGUUGUGUGGUUUGGGGUGGGGGUGGGAAUGGUGGGGGGGAAUCCUGCAUAGCUAUAUAACUUCCUUGACAUUAAAAUUCAAAAGUGAGUAUUCUGGUUGAAGACCAGGCUUAUUUCUGUUUCCUUGCACAGGAUGGGAACUGGCAAGUCAAGUAAUCUUUUCUCUUAUGUGUCCUUUAAAGGGACAGCUGGGGAACACUCUCCAUAAUGUUUCCUUUCAUCUCCCUACAGUCAGAAUUUAGUGCUUGCUUUGAAUCAGGAUGGUUCAGUAGUAAGGAGCAGUAGUUAGUUUCAUUGGCUAAUUACAUACCCAUAUAUCAGUAUUACAUACUCAUACACUGUUAGAUCCCAUUAUAUCAGUAUUAAGUGAAUAGCUUCUUCAGAAUUCCCAGUUACUAAUUCCAUGCUGUGUAGCUUGGGGAAUAGGAAUACUGGCCUUAUCUUUUCCACUCUACUGACUUUUCCAUACUGCAGUCUUAUUUAUAAAUCAUGCUUUUAAAACUUUUACUGUGGGCAUAGAAUUUCUCUUUUUAUGUUGUCUCACACCAUGGAUUCCUAAUACCUAUCUGCACUACAGGGAAAAAAAGGGAACUUCACAAGCACGUACUUUGUCUUUGACCUGUUACUUAGAAGUCAAAAAUUCCAGUCCAUUAAAGAGCCAAGAAAGCAUUAGGCAUUAAACUUUUGUUAGUCUUCCAUAGAUUGUAAGAAGGCUGAUAGUUGUCAGAUGAAACCAGAACACUAGUAAAAUGGAGUGUGUUUACCUGGUUUUGUAAGAAAUCCUGACAAAUCAAGACAUAAAGGAAUUUGUUCUUAUAUUUGAGAUAUUCUUUGAAUUCAUAGGACACUGCUCACUUCUAAUGGCAACUUCAGUGCUAAUCUGGCCCAUUUAGUUUAGUGUAACAGAAAUGAUUUAACAAACAAAUGGAGAGAAAAAGGCAGUGCUAUAAGUUGAUUUGACUAUUGAGCUGUAAGAUGGUAUGUCCUAUUUUGAGUUACUGGUGGGUGACUCAGUAAUGAAACCAUUCCUAGCUCUGCUUUUAGAGUAGGCUAAAAAUAGUUUAGAAUGCCAGUCCACUGCUCCAUUAAUGGACCAUAGCCUGCCUCUUUUAGUCUUAUCUUGCUGUUUGAGUACAGUAAUGUUUCAAAUUCUUCUUGCCUGUUUUAGCUGGGCAAGAAGAGCUUGUAUGCCUCAAAUCCAUUGUCAUAUGCUGUAUACUUCUAAAUCUCAUUUUCUGAUUGUAGAAGGAAAGUUUGUAUAAAAUGGGAAUGAAAACUUACUUUCCAGCUCAUAUGAAUCCAAGAAAGUACUAGAAGAAAUGCACCUUUUUAUCCUUCUGAAAUGUGAAAUGUUCCUUACAAACAUGCUAAUUGGGGAAGAUAUUUUUUCAAAUCACUAUUUGUUGCAACACUACGUUUUUGGAGUUGAAACCUCUUCGUUAUAGCUAAAAUAGCGUGAUGUGUUUAUCCUGAAGAGCAGCGUGGUGCUUCUUGGGUAGAUAGCACUCUGGAGAAGGGAUGAAGUUUCUGUAAGAUAUGCAUCUAUCAUAGAACAAACAUGUCUACCAUGUAAAAUCCAGCACAAUGAAAGAAAAAGCAAUAGCUUAGGGGUUUUGUGCUUAAGAGUUAGUGAAGUUGGAGAGGGGGAAAAGUGGAGGUGAGAAGCUGUUAGCAUUUUAUAGCAAGGUACAAAGAGGAGCCUCCAGACAGAUAAAAUGAUGAUAUAUGUAAAACUAAAUUCACCUUCUAGUCAGGCUGAACUAAAUCUUUCUUGGCCUUUCCAUAAGCACAGGAGAGAAGUUCGUAGCUAAAAACUAAGAUUCAAAGCAAACCCCAUGUUUUCUGAGUGCUUUCUUCAUCCCUUGGUCUUGCAGCUGAGACUACAAUGCUGACAACAAGAGUAGGAGCUAGCAUGCAGCUCUGAACCACAGGUAUUGGCAGAACACGCAUGAGAGAAUGUUGCAAUAUGUCACUACUGAAAAGUGAAUAUUCCAUGAAGUUUCAAACUUAGAAUGAAUAGCAUUCAAAUGCAGGGCUAGCAGCUAUUAUCUGUUGGAUUGUAAUUCCAUUUUUGGCUGUUGAGCUUGUGUUAGUAUCGGCCACGUUUUUCACCUACAACUCCCCCCCGCUUUUUUUAUCCUAGUUCUGCUAGCUGAAUGUUUCUAGCACAGAUGGACUAUCUCAUGGAAUCUCCGUACAGCACAGAGGCUUCUUCUAAAAUGACUUUCUGGGCUUUGCCAGUGAGUAAAACCAAAACUAGAAUAAACCUGAGAGGUCUCUUCUAAGGAUUUGUUCAUGAGAAUUAGUGUCCUGUUCAUUUCUUCCAUUUUGCAAAUAAAUCCUGAAAAUGAA